ACCAGAGACAAGUCAUCACCAUACUUACCCUCUCACCCUCUCACUCUCCACUCUAUUCUUUUCUCCACCCCACUCGUAGUGGAAUAUUUAUACCUCAUAACCAACAAACCUAAUCCUCUCAUCCUCCUCCUCAUCCUUCUAUUUUCUUCUUUGAGGUCUCUCUGAUCUCAAACCACCUUCUAAAAAUGGAAAGAGUUCGAAGAUUCUCACUUCUUGGUCUCAUUUCGUUCCUAGUCAUGAUCUCCACUCCAACUGUGUCGUCGUCGCGAGCUUCUAAGCCGGAGACAACCUCAAAGGACCAGAUCGAAUGCACAAUGUGCGCCGCAUGCGAAAACCCAUGCUACCAAGUCCCGUCGCCGCCGCCACCUUCGCCUCCUCCACCGUCAAAGCCUCCACCAUCUUCCUCAUCCUCACCCAUCUGCCCACCUCCUCCGGCACAACCUAGCUCCGGCACCACCUACAACUCUCCCCCGCCGCCUUCCCAGCCCAUUUACACUUACUACCCGCCGCCGGCCGGAGGAGGUGGAGGAGGUGCGUUUUAUCCUCCGCCGAAUGGCCAGAACUACCCGGGGCCGCCGCCGCCGAACCCAAUUGUGCCCUACUUCCCGUUUUACUAUCACACCCCUCCUCCCGGGUCUAUAUCAUCCAGCUCAGUUCAGCUCACUAGCUACUCAAUAAUAAUUUACAGUUUCAUUAGUGUUGCUCUGUUUUCUCGUCUGUUUUGACGGAAAAGGAGAGAGAAAAAUGGUUCAAACUUAAUAAUGAAGUAGCCUCGCAGAUCUACAAAUGUGCAGAGUGAGAGAGAAGAUCCAAAGUGAUGGUGCUGAUGAGUUCUUGAUCUUGCAGAAGAGUGAAGAAGAGGAAACAGAGGACUUUGCAUUUCCGGAAAUGCCCUCGUGCAACAGUGAACAAAAGUUUCUGUGCAGUGUUUACUGGAAAUUUGAGCUUCUUUCCAUUGCAGAAGGAAAGUAAUCUCUAAUCUAUCUCUCUCUCUCUCUCUAAAUUUCUCAGACCUCUGUAUCAUGAUGUAGGGUGUAGGGUUGAACUGUAAUUUUGAUGACAAUGUGUAUCUAUUAAUUGCUAUUUCUUCGUUAAUAUAUAUGAUAUGAUGAUCAAAUUAAUUAAGAAGAAAUUUACUGUACUCGAUCAUUUUUGA
Molecule: messenger RNA, 1156 nt
Organism: Rosa chinensis
Lineage: Eukaryota; Viridiplantae; Streptophyta; Magnoliopsida; Rosales; Rosaceae
Product: proline-rich antigen homolog
Exons: 1
Coding region: 186-725 (179 amino acids)
Source: RefSeq, a predicted model, not a curated record